Molecule: messenger RNA, 6689 nt
Organism: Sphaeramia orbicularis (orbiculate cardinalfish)
Lineage: Eukaryota; Metazoa; Chordata; Actinopteri; Kurtiformes; Apogonidae
Gene: rapgef5a
Product: Rap guanine nucleotide exchange factor (GEF) 5a
Exons: 26
Coding region: 398-3079 (893 amino acids)
Biological process (GO): Ras protein signal transduction
Cellular component (GO): plasma membrane
Molecular function (GO): guanyl-nucleotide exchange factor activity
Source: RefSeq, a predicted model, not a curated record
CUGAAAUGUACGUCGCGUGUUUUCCUUUGUCAUACGGGAUAAGAAAUGAGAGGUGGAAGUGAUGCAACGUUUCUAUGCACCUGUGACCCACGCGCACAUCCACAUCCACGCAUCAACCUGAUAUAGUACAGAGUGGGACGCGCGAGCCAUUGGGUGGAGCAGCAGCGUCGCGUGCUGCGGAAUACAUUUCAGUAGGUCGUUAACGCUGCGCGCGGUUUGGUUGCAGAUGCAGGUCGCUGAGUGUGAGCGCGAGGCGGGGGGUAAUGGCGAACGGGCGCGGGCGGCGGUGCGCCUCGUGAGGAUACAGUAAAGACACCGGGAGCGGAGGGAGACUCGGAGGACGGCGGCGGCAACUUGAGGACAAGACAGCAGAGGAGACAAGGAGACACGAACAACCAUGGAGGACUCAGAGCCCGCAGAGGACGGCUUGCUCGCGGGCUUGCGGUGGAACAGGAGCGCACGAGACCAGGCUCAGCUCAAGCAUAAAAUCCGGGAUCUACCGGGGCUACUCAAGCACGGACUGCACCUGCGGAAGAAGAGCCAAUCACCUGACACUAUCCCUGGACCGAGCACCGGACCCACAGUACACAAGUCUUGCUCCCAGAGUUUUCCAUGUGCGGGACGGGCCGUAAGGAAUGCAUUCCUCUCUCAUGGACCGUACCCAGCUAAGGACAAGAUACACCUGGCAAGAAUCAUACGGCGAAGCUAUGUGGGCGUGGAGCUGGUGCAGUGGCUAUGUGAGCAGUGUGUGUAUGUACGCUGUCGGACUACUGCUGCGCGUGUCUGGCAGGUGCUGCUGGAGCUGGGAGUCCUGCUGUCUGUGGACCAGCGGGUGGUGUUUUCAGACUCCAACACUUACUACCAGUUCAGCUUCGAGGAGUGUGACUCCCCCUCCUGUGAGUUUCGUUCCAAUGAGGGGGAGUGGCCAGAGGCGGUUAGGCUCCUCCUACAACUUGCCCCGUAUGUCCAAUUCCGGUCUGGAGGCGGGACCAACAGCCCGUCGGAGGAGGACUCCGAAGGCAACAGAGACAUCUGCAGUGAGAUUCUUCAGAUGAAAGCUCUCGAGAGACUCACUUCCACGGUACAAAGUGAACUGGCAGCUGCUCUCGCCCGAAAGACUCGCAAAGCUUUAUCAGAGCAGGACUCUGACACGACAGAGGCAAGCCACCAGGAGCCUCGUACACCCACUGAGGAGAGCAGCCCGCUGGGCAGUGUGUGUGCAUUGCGAGACGGCUGUGGCAGUGGCAGCGGUGGCGGGAUGGGGUCCGUGUGUGGCCGAGAGGAGCUGACCAGCCGGCUGGGCCUGGAGGCAGUUCAGAGGUUGGCCAAGGACGGCUGCCGGCUGCUGCAGAACCACAACUACAAACUACCUGAAAGGAACCCAGCGGAGGAACUUGGAAGGGUUUGUCUGAAGGAGAGAGGACGGGACGUGUUGGUUUUGCAGCGAGUAACAUCAUCAGUGACGUCUCCUUCGGACCGGCCCUCACCAACUUCAUCAGGGGGUGGGUCCAGAGAGGAGGAUUGUGACAAGAGGUAUGUGGUGGUGUCAGGAACACCGCUCAAGAUCUUGGAGCACCUGCUUAGUGACCUUCGGCUUGACGACCAGAGAGGGGCGCCAGAGAACAGGGAGAGCGAAAUGCUGCUGGAUGACUUCCUCUUGACCUACCUGGUGUUUAUGACCACCCAUGACCUCUGUCAGGCCCUGCUGGGACACUAUAGCAGCGCCCGCUGCAGGGGCCAGGAAGAGGGCAAGGACGCCCUCUUCAGGAAGCGCAAGGUGCUGCAGCUGGUCUCCCACUGGAGCAGGUUGUACAAGGAUUUCCUCAAAGACGAGGAGCACGUCAGGAGCUUCAUGAAGACUUUGUACAGGUGUGUUUUAGAAGAUUUGUACGAGUUUCCCACACUGGAGAAAGACUUGAAAGAGUUCCAGAAGCUUCUGCGCCGUAGACACACAGUGGAUGACUGUCCUCCAAACCAAAAGAGUAAACAAAUGUAUCAACAGUUGAGUUUGAAGGAAAACAGUUUGCAGCUCCGAAGUCCACAGACUGAGACUAGAGAGGUUAUCUGUUGCGUGCAUGUGAGCUCCGAUUCCUACCUUAGUGUCCACACACACCCCUUGCUGGAGGCUCAUGAGCUGCUAAGGAUUGUGGGUCUAAAGAUUGAUCGAGCAGAGGACGACAUGGUGCUGGCAGUAGUAUCGCACACUGGAGAGCGGAGGGUGUUACAGCCCAGUGACUGUGUCUACUCUGAGUCUCUGACCCCACAGGGAAAGCUUGUGGCCUGUCGCAGGAAUCUCACUGAGAUCUUGCCUCCUUUAACAGACAGUGCUGAACUAAGCAGGAGGCCAGUGCGACUCUUAGGCAUCAACACCUGGGACGUGGCAGCUGCUCUCACACACCUGGACUGGAGCCUUUUCAAGUCCAUCCACGAGCAGGAGCUGGUGUACUACACCCUCAGCCGAGCCCCUGGUUCAGGACACACUGUGGCGCUGUCGGUCCUGCUUCAGCGAUGUAAUGAAGUCCAGCAGUGGGUCAUGUCCGAGGUACUCAUGUGUGUAUCGCUCAACAAGAGAGUCCAGCUGCUCAAGAAGUUCAUCAAAAUUGCUGCUCACUGUAAAGCCCAAAGAAAUUUGAACUCUGCGUUUGCCAUCAUCAUGGGUCUGAACACAGCUGCUGUGAGCCGACUCAACCAGACCUGGGAGAAAUGUCCUGGAAAAUUCAAGAAGCUUUUCUCAGAGUUGGAGCUCAUCACGGAUCCAUCUCUGAACCACAAAGCCUACAGAGAAGCCUUCAAGAGGAUGAAACCUCCCAAGAUCCCCUUCAUGCCUCUUCUUCUAAAAGAUAUCACCUUUAUCCAUGAAGGAAACAAGACCUUCCAUGACAACCUGGUCAACUUUGAGAAACUGCAUAUGAUUGCGGACACAGUAAGAAUGAUUCGCCACUGCCAAAGUGACCAACCAGGUAACGAGGUCAUCGGGGUCGACAGUGCAGAGGUGAGGGCGAGCGUUCAGUACCUGCACAUCAUCGACAAUCAGCAAACGCUUUUCGAGUUGUCACACAAACUGGAGCCACGAGCCUGAACGCACUGAAAACAAAAAAACAACGAAAAAAGAACAAAGACGCUGGGAAUCACCACAUUGGAAAUAUUAGCACUGAGUGCGUGUGCCACAAAGGACGCUUUGUGCAGCAGAAUGUCACACACACAUGCACAUACAUCGGAACAAAAUCCCUCUACCAGCAGCGAUGCCAAUAGAAAAUAAGGUCCCACGUCUGACAAAGUCCUUGAAGUCAUGAAGCUUCACUCUGUGACAGUUCAGCUGUGGUGUCUAAAGGCUUUACAACACUGACCAUGUGCUUCUAAAGGAGUCCUGAACAUUCUGUUAAAUGUCUACAGGAAGAGAAUCUGCAUAGCAAGACUAAGACGAACACUAGAAGAGGCUGUAAUUAGUUUGUACAGUAUCUAUUUGACUGAAUAUGCUAUAGUUUUUGUUUUUGUGAUGAGCUUUUGGUUAUUUAUGGGCCUGUUCUGCAGGUGAAACGUUUCAAUAUUUCUGUUACAGUGUUGUCACCGUUUGGAGGUCUAACAGAAAUAGUCUCUUCAUCAUUCCAGUUGCAAACCCAAACACCUGCAAAAAAAUGUGAGGUUUCUUAGCGAUUAUGGCCACAAUCUACGCAUUCAUACUUUCCUUCAGUCUAAUUAGAUAUACGUACGUGCCUCAUGAUGCAUCAUUAUUAUUUGUGUCAAAGCCGUACUCCAUGUUCAUGCUCACUUUAAUCUGUCCUCAUGUUUGCUCUGUCUUUUAGUCAAAGUUUACUGUUGCUCAGAGUGACAACAGUGAGCAGAUGUACGAAGUGUUAGGAGUGUUUUCAUUUUCUUCUCAUCUUUGACACACUGAAGCUCUUCUUAAUAUGCUAGAGUUAAAAAUCAUGUUUAUCAAUAGUGAACACUAAAGUCGUUUACAUCUUUUCUGUUUUCACUGAGAUCUUCUUUACCAGGUGACAUCCUUAUGAUCCCCUGUCACUAGACUAUAUUUACAUGUAAAUAGAUCAUUUUACAUUGUAUAUAAUACGGACCUAUAGACUUUACAGUGCCAAAUGUUACAGUUAGUCCUGCUGCACAGGUGUACUGUAUAGCUUUUUUUGUGGGGGGGUGGCUAUGCUAGCAGCAUGACUAUACAGAUUUCAGUGAUGGUCCUUUGCUUUCAUCACUCCUGAAAUUCUUCAACUUCCAAAAGUUGCCAAAAAAUUGUGAUACAUUUAUGUUCCAUAAGUGUAAUCAGUGCAGGAUGCGUUGAAAAGGAUAACCACAGUUGUAUAAUUUUUUCAAUUCACCUGACACUGUUUAUGAAAAAAUAUUGAAAUAUAUUUCAUGUUUGCCCAAAACCCAGCAAUGAUCUCACAAGGCUGCUAGCAUGGCUGUUCAGUUUUUGUUUUGUCAAAUCCUUUGAAUGAACCUUGAUAUGAUGUCUGGUUCUGCUCGUAGAGAUGUCAAAGCGCGGGUAUCGCUCAUUGAAAAACAGCCACAUCACAGAGUGUUUUAUUUUAAUAUAUCUAAUUUUUUUGUAGUUCAGGGUUCAUUUUGGAGUAGAGAAGUCAAAGUACUGCACCAGUGCAGCUCUGAUCAAAAAUGGCUUUAGUUGAAUCUGAGUCCUGUUCCUGAGGAGGUUGCAUCUGUUACAGAUGGAAAAGAUCACUGUUCACAAAUGAUCAAAUCACAAACAUUUCACUUUCUAUGGGUUUGGACAGAACAACAGAAGCACUGGUUCACAUCAAAUAACAGAAGACUGGGUAGACAUUCUGCUCUGACAUUUAGGUUCAGGAAGAAAAGAAGAACUCACAGGUAUCCAUGGUGAUCAGAAGACUGAUCUGUUCAGUUUCAGUCGUCUUGGAACAGGAAAUUGUCAUUUCUGAAACCAAUUCAUUUUCAGAAUGAUGACCUGAACAGUGUGUUGUUUAAAUCUUUUUCUAACGGUCUAAUAUCUUUUGACUAGUGAAAGGAAAUAGGGAGGAAAUAAAAGCUCAUCGAUGGUGACGUAUACAGAUAGGGAUAAGAAACAGCCUUCACUAUGAACAGUCUGUAUGUAGAUCACACUGAUGGUGUUUUUCUUCUUACUUUUCUGUUCAUGUGCAGUCAAACACUUCUGCAGUAUAUGUCUGCUGAGUAGCAGGAGCUAUCCAAAGGUCAAAGUCCAAAAUAUUAGAGAUGCAGUUCUGACAUAGUUUAUAUACUUAGGAAGCAUAGGAGGGAAAGUGCAAUACAAUAGAGAUGAGGUUUUUGCCACAAGUGUUUGUCAUCAGCAUCAUUUCAACACUAAGACUUCAAAGCAAACAGCUGCUCCUCUUCAGAUCACAAAGAAUCUAAUGGGCACAAAGAAACCUGUAUCAUUCAAAACCUUUUUCGUGCCAAACCUGUUUUCAGUUUGAUUUACGACAAAAAGCUGAGACGAUCCAAGCCAAGUGAUGACUGAUUUUUCAACAGUGUUAUGAACCGUUUCUUCUCACCUGUGCAUUAAAAACACUGGUCAUCAUCAUGUCAAAUCCUCACAUUGAACAUGUAUCCACACGUUAUCCAUUUUAUUCAAUUACAAUCUUGACUGUACCACUUCUGUACUCCACGAAGAAGAUGCUGAGAUUACAUGAGAUAUUUUGCAUCUCAGGAGUUAAUUAUGUUCACAAAAAGGAGGGAGAGUCAAAAAGUUCUCACUGGGGAUGAAACUUGGAUCUACCAGUUUGACCUAGAGAACAAAAUUCCAUCAAAACAGUAAAAUCCAAAAGGAGCAGCCGAACCUAUGAAUGCAAGGUAGAGACGUCUGUUCAAUUAAUAAAUAAAACUUUUUAUUGCUUUAGUCGGAGAACUUUUUGACUUUCCCUCAUAUCAGAUACAUCAACCUGAAUAAUGAAAAUGACCAACGUGACUUCAGAAAGUGAAUUUCCUCUGUAGACCAAGUUAGUGAUUCUACCAAUGCUAGAUCUAAGCAAAGUGAGCUGUGGUAUAUUCAUGUUGUCUGUUAACGCUGUGUGGUGUUCAUUUGGACUACUGACUUGUACAUGAUGACACAUGCACAACAAACACCUUUUGCUCACAAAGCAGAGUAUUUGUGUUACUGGUUAUUUAUUGUAAUAUAUUGAUUAUUUAAAUAUUUCUGAGGUUGCAAAUUGUCUAAUGUGCCAUGUCCAACAUUGUGCAUUCUUCAGAAGAAAAGAUGUUUGUGGUUUGGAGCUGCAAAUGCUGAAACCUCAGAGUGUUUGUUCUGUUUGGUGUCCCCUUGAGGGCAGCAGAAGAGCAGGUCAUCAUGACCGUUCACUUUACUGUGACAGAGGAAACCACCUGGAGGGAGGAUUUAGUGUUCAGUCAUCGUCAUGACUGUGGACAGAUAGGUUUUUUUUUUCUAAAGAAAUGUUGUUUUAAACCUGUUUGCAUGAUUAAAAAACACACAAAGUUCACAAUGCAAGACACAUUGAAGGCUUUGUACGACUGUAAUAUUGUUGAUGUGUAAAUAUAUGCCUAGGUUUGUUAUGUUAUUAUUUAUCUGUUGUAAAUGAAAAAAAGUCAAACACAAAGCAAUAUGUCUCCCCUUGUGUCCCCUCAGCCUUCAGAACAGCUGAAGCCACAUGUCUUUUCUAAAGCAGCGUUUUACUAUGUCAAGAUUUUACUGAAAAAGAAUAAAUUAUAGGUUUUAUGUGACAUCA